This is a messenger RNA of Ornithodoros turicata, 2212 nucleotides long. It is a transcript of the gene ABCB7, whose product is annotated as iron-sulfur clusters transporter ABCB7, mitochondrial-like. Gene Ontology annotation, biological process: transmembrane transport; intracellular iron ion homeostasis. NCBI's taxonomy places the organism in Eukaryota, Metazoa, Arthropoda, Arachnida, Ixodida, Argasidae. The transcript has 14 exons. The record is from RefSeq and is a predicted model, not a curated record. Bases 37 to 2166 code for a protein of 709 amino acids. Gene Ontology annotation, cellular component: mitochondrial inner membrane. Gene Ontology annotation, molecular function: ATP hydrolysis activity; ABC-type transporter activity; ATP binding.
GUCCUUGAUCCGUAGUCGAAGUCGAAGUCUACGCGAAUGAUGGCUGUGUUGCUGAUGUUUAGGAAUUGUUGUAUCUUUCGGUUAAAUAUUCUGUUCGGACACUGCCGAUCUCAUCGAUGUCACCCCGUCCUGUUCAAGGAAUAUCGCAGGGUACAGUCAUCUCUUCCAACGCGAUGGCUGCUGUGCCCUCGAAGCUCGUGUCUUGCAAGCCAUCAUCUUUGUAAUGUGCUGCAACAGAACCUCCCGCGUAAUAAGCUUUUGCAGAGGAAUGUUCAGUUGAACAAAGCUCUCAAGUGUUUCCACCCUGGAGCAUCCACCCUUCUACCAGUCCAGGUUGGGAUCUCUGCUAAAAGUGUUGGUACAUGGCCCAUCCUUCGCCAAAUGCUUACCUACCUAUGGCCUUCUGAUAAACCAGAAAUACGGCGCAGAGUUGGGUUGGCUCUAGCGAUAUUAGUCAUUGCGAAGGUGAUAAACAUUGAAGUGCCCUUUAUCUUCAAAUUUGCUGUUGACUUCAUGAACGCUCACACAGGGGAAGCCCUUUCUAUGUCUGAUGCUUCAAGUGCUUUAACGUCUACAGCAGUUGCUAUAGUUAUUGGGUAUGGCCUUGCAAGAGCUGGAGCAGCAGGCUUCAAUGAACUCCGCAAUGCUGUUUUUGCGAAGGUAGCUCACCAUUCUAUCCGCGAGGUUGCUCGAAAAGUGUUUCUGCACCUGCACAACAUGGAUCUCAACUUUCAUUUAUCCAGGCAGACUGGGGCACUUUCCAAGGCUAUAGACAGAGGCACUCGGGGCAUCAAUUUUAUCCUUUCUGCAUUAGUCUUCAACAUCGUACCAACAGCAUUUGAAGUUGCCCUUGUGAGCACUGUCCUGUACUACAAAUGUGGAGGCAAGUUCGCAGCUGUUACAUUGGGCUGCAUUGGUGCCUACACUCUGUAUACCCUUGCUAUUACUCAGUGGAGGACAAAAUUUCGUAUUCAAAUGAACAGAGCUGACAGUGAGGCAGGAGCCCAAGCAAUAGACUCCCUGAUAAACUAUGAAACUGUUAAGUAUUUUAAUAAUGAGAAGUUCGAGGUGGAAACCUAUGAUAAACUUCUGGCUCAAUAUCAGGAAGCGUCUCUCAAGACAACAACCAGUCUGGCAUUACUCAACUUUGGGCAGAAUGCCAUUUUCAGUGUAUCACUUGCAUCCGUCAUGGUUCUUGCUAGCCAGAACAUUCUGAAUGGAACCAUGACUGUCGGGGAUCUAGUUAUGGUGAAUGGGCUGCUGUUCCAGCUGUCUUUGCCCCUCAACUUCCUGGGUUCCGUGUACCGUGAAGUGCGACAGUCUGUUAUUGACAUGCAGACCAUGUUUUUACUGAUGCACAUGAAGACAUCUAUAGAGAGUCUUCCUGGGUCACCACAUCUGAAUAUCUCCAUGAAAGAAGCCAGAGUUGACUUUGAAGACGUUACCUUCGGAUACAUUGACGAGCAACCUAUAUUGAAAGGUAUAUCUUUGACUAUACCGUCUGGGAAGAAGGUUGCCCUGGUUGGAGGCAGUGGAGCUGGAAAAUCUACAAUAGUACGACUGCUCUAUAGAUUCUUCAAUCCACAUAAAGGACGAAUUGUCAUCAAUGGACAGGAUAUUCGAAAUGUUGACCUGGAAAGCUUGCGGAAAUCUAUUGCAGUUGUUCCACAGGAUGCUGUAUUGCUACACAAUACAAUUGAGUACAACCUGCAAUACGGUAACUUAGCCAAGAGCAAAGAAGAAGUGUAUGCAGCAGCCAAAAUGGCAGAAUUGCAUGACGCCAUACUGGGCUGGCCAAACGGUUACAAAACACAAGUUGGAGAACGUGGUCUUAAGCUCUCUGGUGGUGAAAAGCAACGUGUUGCCAUUGCAAGAGCUAUUCUCAAAGAUAGCCCCAUCUUGGUUUUUGAUGAAGCCACAUCAUCUCUGGAUUCUAUUACUGAACAUAAAAUACUUAAAGCGUUGCAAAGAGCGUCGGCAGGAAGAACAUCCAUCUGCAUCGCCCACAGGCUGUCUACCGUUGUUGAUGCUGACUUGAUCCUUGUCCUAAAGGAUGGUAAAGUGCAUGAGCAGGGCACUCAUGAGGAGCUGUUAGCAAGGCCGUCCAGUUACUACUGUCAGCUGUGGAGCCAACAGAAUCAGCCAAAAUACCGAAUGACUGCCUAGUGUCAUUUUACGCAAGUGUGCGGAAAUAAAAAGCCUCUUGUUAUUC